Messenger RNA from Sycon ciliatum, 2909 nucleotides. RefSeq lists its product as uncharacterized. The record is from RefSeq and is a predicted model, not a curated record. The coding region runs from base 108 to 2015 and encodes 635 amino acids. The transcript has 9 exons. NCBI's taxonomy places the organism in Eukaryota, Metazoa, Porifera, Calcarea, Leucosolenida, Sycettidae.
ACCAAGCUUUGCAAGGCAAGAGGAAAGCAGAAGUUGUUUUUCUUUUCUUGUGAGAAGUGGUUUCUCCUCUAUUAGACCUUCGCUGCCCACAGCGUCUUGCCUCGAGGAUGGCGUCCUUGCACCUUCCCAUGUCCAUGCUGCUGCUGGUUGUGGCCGUUGCUCUCCUGUCCACCGAUGCUCAGCAGCUGCCCAAGCUGCCCAACCUACCCACACUGUCGAAAUCACUCAAGGACAACACAAACGAUCCAAAUCAGGCUAAGGCACGCGAAGCAAUCAAAAACACACUGAGCAAAUUUGGAGACAUAUCCAAGCUGUUGAGAAGUGCCCCCAAAUCCCAUCCCUCUAAAUCUGGAUCGCAUCCAGUGCCAACACUGUACAACCAAGCCUCUGGAUCUUCUGUCUUCAACACACUUGCCAAGAGUCUGAACAUUGAUGUCAGCAAGCUCUCCGCUUCUUGCCGUCGUGACGCGGGCACUGCCAAUGCCCAGUGUUUUUCCGAAAUAAGCUCUUGCAUUAAGGCGCACAAUCUCGGUGCUGCUGCGUGCGGAAACGUGAUGACGCACUGCACCAAGCGGUGCACCGGCAACACGAACUGCACGGUGGCCCUGCACCUGCUGGUCACCACGCCGCUCCAUCUGAAGGCUGGCGUGUGCAUGCCAGCAAGCUGUGGCGGUGCACACCUUCGCAGCACGCUCAUCGCUCUGAACAAGGCAAUCUACGCCAAGGCCUCGGCGAUUGCGCUGCAGAAGACGCUUGUCUACAACCCGAUCGAGAAGUCGGUGAUGACCUGCUCCCAUGGCAGCAGCAGUUGCGAUAGCUACGCGUGUACGUUUGCAUCCAUCGGCUCCAGCACCGCCGCAGGUCACGCCGGCCAGAACUCCACUCUAAAUAAAGCCAAACAACAACAACAACAGCACAAGACUCAGAACGCGCACGGGAGUGGCGGUCACAGAGCUCACGGUGCUGCUCCCGAUGGUGUGCGUACUGCUCGUCCAUACCCCGGCCGCGCCGUUACACACAAGCCAGCACAGCAGAAGUACCCAGGCCUAAACAGCCGCUCUCAGCUUGUCUGUGACGAGAGCCAGGUGUGCGGUAAAUGUCACAGCGACAGCGUGUGCUGUCACAUCGGCGACUUCAAGAUCGGCUGCACAUCCGAAGCGGUGGCGGAGCUGCUGGGCGAGUUGUUCGAGCAGGACCUUAGCCAGGUCACCGCGCAAUGCCAAGUGGAGCUGCUUGUCGAGAAGCGACAGUGCAUCAAGACCUACGAGCAGUGCAUCACGCAGGCCGAGGGACUGCUCCCUCUCGCCGCCUCCCAGGCCAGGCUACUCGGCAAGGCGCCGAGCGCGGCGUUGCUGGUCUCACGUCUAGGAGCGUGCACCAAGCUGGGACAAUGCCUGACGGAGACCGGGCAAGGUGAUGCGGCCGUCGGCCCGCAUGUGCCGGGCACGUUCCGCUCCGGAUCAUGCAACACCUCGGUGACGUACUACGCUGCCGAGUCGUCGCGUCCGAGCACGUACAAUGCGUCGCUCAUGCUGCCGCGCUCCUGUCAGACGCACGGCAACCUGAACGUGAUUGCCCAGGCCGUCGGCCGCAUCAUCUGCUCGCCGCUCUGCCUCCUGGCCGAACAGCUGGAGGCGCUUGGUAUUGACUCUAGCGAGCUGCCCGCCGGUCUCGAUCUCAGCCAGUGCCCAGUGGACCGUGUCAGCUUCCACUGCACUAGCCAAGGCAAAACCAGCGCCAGCACUCACUACCCGCAGGUCGAGUCCUGCCCUUCGCUGGAGCCUCUGCUCGAGCCAUUCUUCCCAGAGCCAGUCGACAAUAACCUGAACAAGGUGAAGGUCAGCGUGUGGGAGGACAAGUGGUUCAUCGUUGGCGUGGUAACCAGCGGCAUCGUCGGCUUCGGUCUGCUCGUCAUGCUGCUCCGCUGGCGCAUGACCGUUACACGCCGUCGCCAAGCCCAGACGUUCACGUACGCAACGCUCAACGACGACAUGGUCGUCAGUGCCGUCGAGUAAGGGCCCCGCUUUCGUUUGCCGUGACGAUGACGGCGUUGUGUCCGUGCAGCAGCAGAACGGCGCAACCUUGUCUGUGCACGUGCCUGCUCUCGUCUGUGCACGUGCUGGAACAUGCGUGUCUGUUGGUUGCGUGAGGCAAGUACUGUCCUCUAGUCCUGUGACUCGGGCGGUGGGUAAGGUAUGUGUGAACAACUGCUCUUGCUUUCCGCCUGCGAACUGGCCUUGGCGUGAACAUUCUGCUACAUGCAUCAUGCGAGCAACACAGUGUGUGUGUGUGUGUGUGUGUGUGUGUGUGUGUGUGUGUGUGUGCGUGCGUGCGUGUGUGUGUGUGGGCAUGUGUGCCUUGAUACGGUUCUUCACUAUUGCUUUAGUACAUUCGUGCAGGUCACUGCUGUAUUGGCCGACACAGCAGCAGGGUUGGCGUUGCUCACAUAUGGACACCAUGCUGACCACUGUACAGACCUGAAUAGCCGUCGGCAGUAGAAACGGUUGUUUUGUCAGAUCAAGGUUGCCUGCUCUGUUUUUUUUGUUUUUUAGUUUUUUUAGUUUUCGUACAAGUAAUUCCAUUGGUUGACCGUUGUUGUGUGUGUGUGUGCGUGUGUGUGUGUGUGCACGCAUGUGUGUGGUGUGUGUGUACAUUGUAUGUGCCACUUAGCCCAGUUGAACUUUGAAUUCAUGACUCACGCUAGUCUGGUCCUGGCUAUGCCGUCAAUUUGCUUUCGUCGAUAGCAACAAGGGUAAACCGCGGUGAUGUGUUUUCUUUGGUUUCCUUUAUUUCUGUUCCCCCCAUUGUCAUGCACUCAUUCAAGUCAUUCUACCUUGAGUCACUGUACAUUGGACAUUUACUAGCACUGGUGAUACAUUUGAACGGCCUGAUCGAUACCGAUGCUUGCC